AUGACCAACAAAUCAAGUAUUACAAAGAAGCCGAUCCUUAAGACAUCUGCACCGGAACACAUCAAAUACCGCCUGCGUAAGCAGCAAAAGAAGACACAGACGAAGAAGGACAUGAGGGGGCCUAAAGAUGUGAUAGCAGGAAAGGACCAAGGUCUUGACGACAACGACAACGUGGUGAGCGCAACGAAGAAGAAGGCGAAGAAACGCAAGGCGGAUGGGGAUGCGGCUAAGAAGGCACCAAAAAAGCAGAAGAAGAAGAAGAAGGAUGAGAAAACAGCAGUUGAAAACGUACAUCUGUCGAAGAGAAGACUAUCGUCAGACGGACGACCAGAAUCUGUCCAUAACCACACCAUACUCCAAGAAUUACAUAGCGUUGAAGAUGAAAACACCGAUAGGACAGCGAGAGCUGAAAGUGACCAUGAAAGUACACUAGAAACCAACGAAAAGGUGACACGUUUGCGGCAUCUAGAUAUUCACAAGGAAGCUAAAAUAAAUCAGGGCCUCGAAGUUCUAGAGUCGAACGAGGUAUUUUCAGUGAAGGGCGAUGAACUCGAGUUCUCCCAUACAAAAGUCAUAAUGCGGCGCGGUCCCCUUUUCUUGUAUUCGACUACUAGAACUCGAUAUAAGAAAGGAACGCAAAUUGAUCUCACAAAGCUCGAGAUUCAUCCAAUUCCACGGCCCCACAUCUACCCAGUCCUUCCGACUCUAGCUCCCAACCCACUGCCUCCGCAUGUGUUUCUUAAACGGCCCAACUUGAUCUCCUAUGCCCAUUCCGAAUGCUUGACGGAAAUCAGCGCGCUGUCUAUGCAUGAGGCCCAGAUGUGCCAGAUGAUCAAGCGAUCUCCACACCCUAAUGUGGCUAAGUACUUUGGCUGUCUUAUUGAUGAGGACGGCAGAAUAUCUGAGCUGUGCUUUUCAAGACACAGAAAAACACUUAACCAAAUGGUUGAAGACGGUGAAAUUUUCGACCGGACAGCGUGCUUGGAUAACAUCACGGCGGGAAUCAAGCAUCUUCACAGCUUGGGAAUGAUUCAUUGUGAUAUUAAUCCGCAUAAUGUGUUCGCGGACGUGGAAGACUUUGUGAUUGGGGAUUUUGAUUCAUGCGCAUUGGAAGGAGAUAAGCUUGGGGCAAAGGCCGGCACUCACGGUUGGACAAGCGAUGAUUUUGUUCUUGCACAGCGCGAGAAUGACUGGUUUGGAUUCGCAAAGAUUAAAGAGUUUCUUUUGUCUCCAAACGAUAUUAAGGAAUGCCUAUGA
Messenger RNA from Venustampulla echinocandica, 1257 nucleotides. RefSeq lists its product as uncharacterized. Gene Ontology annotation, molecular function: RNA endonuclease activity; protein serine/threonine kinase activity; ATP binding. Gene Ontology annotation, cellular component: IRE1-TRAF2-ASK1 complex. NCBI's taxonomy places the organism in Eukaryota, Fungi, Ascomycota, Leotiomycetes, Helotiales, Pleuroascaceae. Gene Ontology annotation, biological process: IRE1-mediated unfolded protein response; protein phosphorylation; intrinsic apoptotic signaling pathway in response to endoplasmic reticulum stress. Bases 1 to 1257 code for a protein of 418 amino acids. The transcript has a single exon. The record is from RefSeq and is a predicted model, not a curated record.